Molecule: messenger RNA, 953 nt
Organism: Gopherus evgoodei (Goodes thornscrub tortoise)
Lineage: Eukaryota; Metazoa; Chordata; Testudines; Testudinidae
Gene: RBP4
Product: retinol binding protein 4
Exons: 5
Coding region: 1-603 (200 amino acids)
Biological process (GO): retinol transport
Molecular function (GO): retinol binding; retinol transmembrane transporter activity
Source: RefSeq, a predicted model, not a curated record
AUGGCUCAGGCGGGGAGAUUCCUGGCCUGGCUGCUGCUGGUGGCCCUGGGCCUGCUAGGCGGUGGAUGCCGAGCGGAGCGGGACUGCAGAGUGAGCAACUUCAGAGUCCAAGAGAACUUCGACAAGGCUCGUUAUACAGGCAUCUGGUACGCCAUGGCCAAAAAAGACCCCGAGGGGCUGUUCCUGCAGGACAAUGUGGUAGCCCAGUUCACCAUAGAUGAGAAUGGACAAAUGAGUGCCACCGCCAGGGGCAGAGUCCGGCUGUUUAAUGAGUGGGAUGUUUGCGCUGACAUGAUUGGCUCCUUCACUGACACUGAGGAUCCUGCCAAGUUCAAGAUGAAGUACUGGGGUGUAGCCUCUUUUCUCCAGAAGGGAAAUGAUGAUCACUGGGUGGUCGACACAGAUUAUGACACUUAUGCACUUCAUUACUCCUGCCGCCAACUAAAUGACGAUGGCACCUGUGCUGAUAGUUACUCCUUUGUGUUCUCCCGGGACCCGAAGGGAUUGCCACCCGAGGCACAGAGAAUUGUCAGGCAAAGGCAGGUUGACCUCUGCUUGGACAGAAAAUACAGAGUUAUUGUCCAUAAUGGAUUCUGCGUUUAAGGAGUUUUGAAACUAUGGAAGCAAAUCAUGUAACAUCAAUAUGGAUGUAAAGUUUACAAAUUGACUGUUUUGUUGUAGACCUUUAAAGCAGCUUCAUUCAAACUUAAAAUAUAUUUAUCUGAGCUCUGUAGCUCACCCUGUCAAUAAACCAAUGAAACUUUUAAUAAACAUGGAUAACAGGGAAUGCAUAUUGUGUAAAUAUAAAAAGAUGAUUGUUUUAUUGGCAAAAAUAUUAUUUUACUGCAAUGCUUAGAAAUAGGAAUCCAGAUGGCGGUACUUAAGUAUGUAUUCUUUUGUUUUUUUCUUAUUGGUUUUUGACUUUGUUUAGUAACCUUGCAGGCAAAUAUUUU